AUGUACUCGGAUAUUCUUGCUGUUCUCUUUCCACUGGAACCAAACGCAGCAAGAGCCUUUCGACUCCCUGAAAAUGCGCCAUUUCAUCACGAACCAAGUACUCCGCUCACUGACUGGCAAACCUGGGACCUUGGAAUGAAUUGGGAUGACUACGAACACCUGAGAAUCCAUUUUCAACAUCCCCGGCGCAAGUAUGGAUUUCCUGAUAAAGUCAGCCGGCCUAACUACAAAAAACCUCGCUGGACGAUAGGGGACGAUCCAACAUCCACUGUCUACUUGGGAAAAGAUCUCCUCAUCGAACCUGAAACCCUAGAACUAAGUAUCUAUCGCCAGUCUAAGCCUUAUAUCGUUUUAUCCAGACGUUCGAUUAAGGAAGGAAGCAGUGAUGUGUCUACGGUUUUUGUUAGCUUCGAUGGCCAAAACACGUCAAAUGCAUUCUAUGGCACCUCUAUUCUUGCAUUUCAACCAGGUUGCAUUGCACCAUGGAAGAAUGUGACGAUAAGUAUAGGACCUCUUUCUUUUCGAAUCGCAUUUCCGAAUCAUAACAAGACACCUCUCGAUGGCCCAUAUAUGCAAAACCUUGUCCAGAGUGCGUCCUGGUUCGCUCCGGUGGAAUAUGAUGUGGGGAGUAGGUCUCCAUUACGCAAGCCACAACGUUAUCAUAGAGGGAAAAUGCUUGGCCAAGGCGGGUUUGGGGCAGUCUACGAAUAUUACCAAUACACCAGCGGGCGGACAUAUGCUAGAAAAGCUAUCAAACCAUCAAAAAACGACCCCAAUGGUCAGAAUACCUUGGAAAGAGUGGAGAAGGAAUUCACUUACAUGAAAAGAGAUUCCCGCUUCAUUGUCGAAGUUUUAGGUAUAGUAACGGAUGGCUUUGGGUCUCUCGUUAUACUUAUGCCGAUAUAUCCUCUCAAGAGCUUAGCUGCUUGUUCCCUCACGGACAGAGAGUCUGUUACCGCUUUCAGACAAAUUCUAAUGGGACUUAAGCAGCUCAAGAAGUUCGACAUAUUACAUCGUGAUAUAAAACCAGGUAAUAUUUUAGUCAGGAAGCGGAACCCGGAAAACUUCCAGAUUGUUCUUACAGACUUUGGUCUCGCGGGUAAAUACACAGAACAGUCCGAGUACUUCUAUGGAACAGCAUAUUAUAAGGCACCCGAGGUCUUCGACGAAAGGGCCGAUGUAAUCGAUGACAGGUCUGAUGUGUGGUCAACUGGCAUUAUUAUGCUUGAGAAGAUGUACGGGCUUGAUACGAAAAGGCACCCCAAGCCCAAAUGCGACUCUGAAAGAGACGAAUGGAGGUUUGAUGAGGAUAAUGCUGGAGGAAAUCUUUGUGGAUUUUGA
Messenger RNA from Fusarium mangiferae, 1341 nucleotides. RefSeq lists its product as uncharacterized. The record is from RefSeq and is a predicted model, not a curated record. The transcript is spliced from 3 exons. Gene Ontology annotation, biological process: protein phosphorylation. Lineage: Eukaryota; Fungi; Ascomycota; Sordariomycetes; Hypocreales; Nectriaceae. Gene Ontology annotation, molecular function: ATP binding; protein serine/threonine kinase activity. The coding region runs from base 1 to 1341 and encodes 446 amino acids. Gene Ontology annotation, cellular component: cytoplasm.